Sesamum indicum (sesame) is the source of this 1659-nucleotide messenger RNA. Its product is annotated as protein CANDIDATE G PROTEIN-COUPLED RECEPTOR 7. Lineage: Eukaryota; Viridiplantae; Streptophyta; Magnoliopsida; Lamiales; Pedaliaceae. Gene Ontology annotation, cellular component: Golgi apparatus; membrane. Gene Ontology annotation, biological process: transport. The record is from RefSeq and is a predicted model, not a curated record.
CCAUUUUCCAGUUUCCACCCAUCCAAUCGCACCACUCCACCAGAUCUAAGGGAUAAAAACAAAAGCCCGUUAUCGUAAAUUUCACCCCCCGCAGCCGCUUCUCUUUCAUUCUCCUCCGCGCAACGGCAGCAUUCAGCCUCCGGCGAACAGUCGAAAUGGGGAGACUACCCUCACUCCUCCUCUUCCUCCUUCCCGUCCUCCUCCUCCCGCUAACCUCAGCCGAGAUCAAAACCCUAAAGAUCACCUCGGACACCCGGCCUAUGAUUCUGUUUGAGCGAUUCGGCUUCACUCACACCGGCCAAGCCACAAUCGCCGUCUCCUCCGUAUCCGUGGUCUCCUCUGUCGGUGCAACCGACCCAUCUCGGUUGGGUUUCUUUCUUCUCUCCGAAGAAUCCCUAAUCCAAGUCCUCCUGGAGCUGCAGACAAACCCUUCCUUUUGCGUCCUCGACUCAAAAUACGUUAAUCUGCUCUUUACUUUCCGCGAUCUCUCCCCGCCGCCGGACUCCUCUUUUAACCACUCUUAUCCUAUCACUGCUCCAAAUGAGUACUCGCUAUUUUUUGCCAAUUGUGCGCCGCAAUCUACGGUGUCGAUGGAUGUGCGCACCGAGCUUUAUAACUUUGAUGGCAGAGAGAAGGACUUUUUAUCCGCUGGGUUAACUCAGUUGCCGACUUUGUUUUUCUGCUUUUUCGUUAUUUAUUUUGCUUUUUUCGCGUUCUGGAUUUACAUUUGUGUGAAAAGUAUAAGGUCCGUGCAUAGAAUUCAUAUGCUUAUGGGGGUUUUGCUUAUUAUGAAGGCGUUGAAUUUGCUUUGUGCGGCUGAGGAUAAGCAUUAUGUAAAGAUUACCGGGACGCCACAUGGAUGGGACGUGUUGUUUUACAUUUUUCAGUUUAUUAGGGUCGUGUUGUUGUUCACGGUGAUUGUUUUGAUUGGUACCGGAUGGUCCUUUUUGAAGCCAGUUUUGCAGGAGAGGGAGAAGAAGGUGUUGAUGAUUGUGAUCCCAUUGCAAGUUUUGGCAAAUGUAGCAUCUAUUGUGAUAGGGGAGACGGGACCUUUUAUAAAGGAUUGGGUGACUUGGAAUCAGGUCUUCUUGUUGGUGGAUAUUAUUUGUUGUUGUGCCGUUAUUUUUCCAAUUGUAUGGUCCAUUAGGUCCUUGAGGGAGACAUCUAAGACUGAUGGGAAGGCUGCGAGGAAUCUUGCGAAGUUGACCCUUUUUAGGCAGUUCUAUAUUGUGGUUAUUGGCUACUUGUAUUUCACGAGGAUUGUAGUGUUUGCCCUACGCACAAUCGCUGCUUAUAAGUACCAGUGGGUGUCUAAUGCUGCUGAGGAGAUUGCCAAUCUUGCGUUUUACGUGGUGAUGUUUUACAUGUUUAGACCUGUUGAUAAGAACGGCUACUUUGUACUUGAUGAGGAUGAAGAAGCAGCAGAAUUAGCUCUUCGUGAUGAAGAAUUUGAGCUUUGAAGUUGGCCAUCACCUGGCCUCACACUUACGGAUUGUGAGUGAUUUAGCAAGUUUAUAGAUUAGAUUUGCUGCAAACUCUGAUUUAUGUAGCUGUCACUUCUUUUGUUUCUUUUAAUUUCUUGUAGAGAAACAAUCAAGUUUACUUGAGAAACCCUUCGCCCUCUCGGAAAUGGAAAUGUUGUUGGUUGCACGACUCUCA